AUGCACUAUGCUUCGGUGAUCACGCUUGUUUCCCUAUUGUCAUGUGUCCGAGGACAGCUCCUGGACAUCCCGGCCGUGGAUGAGCUCGUCAAAUCUGCCUUGAAGCCCCUAGCAGACUGGACAGACUAUGAUGGCCCUACUGGAACUGCCUCAUCCGAGCUGAGCAAAAGCACCGAUACCGAUUACGCCAACAUUGCCAUUGAAGCAGCAGCAACAGACGCGUCGUAUUGGCUUGCCGAUAUUUCUCACCAGGGCAAGGCUGCUUUCAACUCAAACCCUUCCAGCUACACUGUUUUCCGCAAUGUCAUGGACUAUGGUGCCAAAGGCGACGGAGUGACUGAUGAUACUGCUGCAAUCAAUUCUGCAAUCAGCGCUGGCGGUCGUUUUGGGCCCGCGAGUCGCGAGAGCUCGACCACAACUCCCGCUAUUGUUUACUUCCCGGCGGGAACGUACCUGAUUUCUUCAUCCAUCAUCGACUACUACUUCACUCAGCUGAUUGGGAACCCAAAUUCCAUGCCCGUAAUCAAGGCAACUGCCGGUUUUAGUGGACUUGGGUUGAUCGAUGGAGACCAAUACCAAAGCGAUGGCAAUCAAGGAUGGACUUCAACGAACGUCUUCUUCAGACAGAUCCGCAAUUUGAAACUGGAUCUGACCAAUAUUCCCGCGAGCUCAGCUGCCACUGGAAUUCAUUGGCCAACUGGACAGGCGACCAGUAUCCAGAAUGUGGAUAUCGUUCUGAGCUCUGGUUCCGGGACCCAACACCAAGGCCUAUUCAUUGAGAAUGGCUCUGGUGGAUUCUUGGCUGAUAUCACGAUCACCGGCGGCCUGUAUGGUGCCAAUGUCGGCAAUCAACAAUUCACUAUGCGCAACUUGGUAAUUUCGGACGCAGUGACGGGUAUCUCUCAAAUCUGGGAUUGGGGCUGGACCUACCAGGGCCUCACUAUCACGAACUGUACUACUGCCAUUUCAGUUAAUAAUGGCGGUGUUGGGAAUCAACUCGUGGGAUCAGUCGUUGUUCUUGACAGUACCAUUCAGGAUUGUUCGACCUUUGUGACUAGUGCUUGGCAGUCUUCAACCUCAAGCAACGGAAGUCUUAUUCUGGAGAAUAUUGCUCUUGAGAAUGUCCCAGUCGCAGUAAAGGGUCCGAGUGGUACUGUCCUUGCUGGCGGCACCACAACAAUCGGUGCUUGGGGACAGGGCCAUAAGUAUACUCCUAACGGACCUACCAACUUUCAAGGUACUUUCACUGCGCCAACACGCCCUAGCGCACUGCUGGCAAGUGGAUCGUCAAACUACUAUACAAAGAGCAAGCCUCAGUACGAAGCAUCCGCUCAGUCAUUGUUCGUCAGUAUUCGAAGUGCCGGAGCUGCUGGAGAUGGCUCCACAGAUGAUACAUCUGCCAUUCAAUCAGCUUUGACCUCGGCUGCAUCUUCUGGCAAGAUUGUCUUCUUCGACCAAGGAACCUACAAGGUCACAAAGACUAUAUACUUCCCUCCUGGAUCGCGGAUUGUUGGAGAAGCAUACCCGGUGAUCAUGGCAAGUGGAAGUACUUUCUCAAGCAUCUCGAAUCCCGUUCCGGUUAUUCAAGUUGGAAAAUCCGGCGAAUCAGGCUCAGUUGAGUGGUCUGAUAUGAUUGUCAGUACGCAAGGAUCUACUCCUGGCGCCGUUUUGAUCGAAUGGAACUUGGCUGCAAGCUCGGGCUCCGGCAUGUGGGAUGUUCACGCUCGCAUUGGUGGUUUCGCCGGCUCUCAGCAGCAGGUGGCUCAGUGCCCAACCUCUGCGGCUGUGUCUGCCGCUUGCGAGGUUGCCUACAUGUCUAUGCACAUAACUAGUAGCGCCAGUGGGGUGUAUUUAGACAACGUCUGGCUGUGGACGGCAGACCAUGACCUUGACAGUGCUGAUAAUACUCAGAUCUCCGUCUACUCCGGAAGAGGUCUGCUGGUUGAAGGCCAAAACAUAUGGCUGUACGGAACGGGUGUUGAGCACCACUCGCUCUACCAGUAUCAAUUCUCAGGAGCCAAGUCAGUUGUGGCAGGAUUUAUCCAAACAGAAACACCAUACUACCAACCCAACCCCGAUGCGGCAAAUAGCCCUUACCCUACCAACUCCGCUUUGAAUGAUCCAGAUUACAGCAGCUGUCUCUCCGGAAACUGCGACUCCUUAGGACUCCGUGUCCUCGAUAGCAGUAAUAUUAACAUCUACGGAGCAGGAUUGUACAGUUUCUUCAACCACUAUAGCACCACUUGCUCGACCUUCCCGUUACCCGAGAACUGCCAAAGCGAAAUCUUUAGCAUCGAAGGUAGCACGAACAAUUUGGUGGUAUAUGCACUGAGUACGGUUGGCACGACUAACAUGAUAGUCAAGGAUGGGACUUCUUUGGCUGUUGUCGGUGACAAUUUGGACACAUACGCUGCGACUAUUGCGUACUUUACUUUGUAA
Molecule: messenger RNA, 2439 nt
Organism: Penicillium waksmanii
Lineage: Eukaryota; Fungi; Ascomycota; Eurotiomycetes; Eurotiales; Aspergillaceae
Product: glycoside hydrolase family 55 protein
Exons: 5
Coding region: 1-2439 (812 amino acids)
Molecular function (GO): polygalacturonase activity
Source: RefSeq, a predicted model, not a curated record